GCGCGCGAGGCGUGAGGCGGUGCUGAGGAUCUGAGGCCACGGGCAGCCAGACGCCGGGACUGUCCAGCGAACGAGCAAGCCAGCGAGUGAGCGAGCGGCGGGAACCCGCAGCCACAGCAGCCCCGGAGCCACAGCCGCAGCCGCCGUCCGCGGAGCCCAGCCCAACCGGCCAUGGCGCUGUCGAUGCCCCUGAACGGGCUGAAGGAGGAGGACAAAGAGCCCCUCAUCGAGCUCUUCGUCAAGGCCGGAAGUGAUGGUGAAAGCAUUGGAAACUGCCCCUUUUCACAGAGGCUCUUCAUGAUCCUUUGGCUCAAAGGAGUCGUGUUCAGUGUCACAACCGUUGACCUGAAAAGGAAACCUGCAGAUCUACAGAACUUGGCUCCUGGGACCCACCCGCCAUUUAUAACCUUCAACAGCGAAGUCAAGACGGAUGUGAAUAAGAUUGAGGAAUUUCUCGAAGAAGUCUUGUGCCCACCCAAGUACCUAAAGCUUUCACCAAAGCACCCAGAGUCGAACACUGCUGGAAUGGACAUCUUUGCCAAAUUCUCUGCUUACAUCAAGAACUCAAGACCAGAGGCUAAUGAAGCGCUGGAGAGGGGGCUCUUGAAAACGCUGCAGAAACUGGAUGAGUACCUCAACUCUCCCCUCCCCGACGAAAUCGACGAGAACAGCAUGGAGGACAUCAAAUUUUCCACACGUCGGUUUCUGGACGGCGAUGAGAUGACAUUAGCAGACUGUAACCUGCUGCCCAAGCUCCACAUUGUCAAGGUGGUGGCCAAAAAAUACCGCAACUUUGAUAUUCCUAAAGGAAUGACAGGCAUCUGGAGGUACCUGACAAACGCCUACAGCAGGGACGAGUUCACCAACACCUGUCCCAGCGACAAGGAGGUGGAAAUCGCGUACAGCGAUGUCGCCAAGAGACUUACCAAGUAGACAGCACUUUCGAGAGAGAUGCCUUCCGAUCCCCCGAGAAUCCGCUUUCCUAACAGACUGCUCCGCCUCCUAAAGUAGAAGUGUAUUUUGCAUGAACACACAGUUACUCAAGACUAGGAGUAAGGCUAGACAGAGUAGGCCUCUCCAGUACACACUCCUGAGCAGUAUUAUUCUAAACUCCUCUACCCAGCCCACCUACCCUACCCUGCCCUGCCCAUCUGCUGCCCUCCAGUUUGGAGGCACUUCGCCACAAGCGUGUCACCCAAGAGGCAGUUUGCUGUCACUCUGGAGCCCCGACCAUCACGUCCCUUCACUGUGUAGAUGGCAGAACUUGAGGUGCUAUGUUCCACCAUUAGAAAAGUCGCCUGCGACAUCAGUGGACCCCAUGUUGCUGUGUGCAUGGUAUAGGAACAUUUAUGUACUGGGGGAGUUGUAAUAUUGUGUAAGGAGUCUGGAAGGAUUACUACUGUGUCAGACGUGCUGUUUCAGAGUAGUCUGUUCUGGAGUGUCUGAGUGAGAAGGCCACUUCUGUAGAGACACUGGUUUCUAGGUAGACAUUUAAUUUUGACUAAAAUGUGUCAUUUGUAUAAAUUGUAACAUCCGAUAGAUACUACAUAGAAAAUGAAGGACUGAGGGGUUAGGAAGGCAUUUUCAAAAUGACAAGAGAAGGUUGGGUGGGGUCUCUGUCUAUCUUGCCUGCUGUGAGGGUAUCACCCAGGCCCACUUAUCCAUCUACAGCGAGUAGUAUGGCGGCCUUCCUUGUAACAGGCUUUUUCUUUUCUCUCUUCGUGGUGCUUGGGAUGGAACCCAGGGCUUUGUUUAGGCCUGACAAGGCUCUGCCCCUGAGCUGUGCCAAGCCCACCUCCCUCUGUGUACAAAGCUCCUUUCUUGGGUGACCAACAUCUUCCUGUCUUUGAGCAACCAAGGCCAGCAUGCGAGCCACCCAGAAGUUAAUUAAACCAGGUUCAUCGGGAGUUUGCUGAAAUGUUAAGCAUACUCUGUUCUAGAGAGGGAGUGAAGAAGGGGCCAUCUUAAACUCCCGUGAGGCCCAGGCCUCGUGCUCCUGCCCCACCUCCAUGUGCAUCAGACUGGGUGAGAGGUCCUUCACUUGUCUUGGGAUAAAUUGUAGUUGUCUUAGUGAGUGUGUAUUUCCACAGUUUUGCCUCAUGUCAGUCCCCACGCGGAAGGAUAGCCUUCUGUGUUCUUCUUGCCUUUGUUUUGAGACAGGAUGUUACUCUGAAACCCUGGUUGGCCUGGAACCUGAUAGGUGACCAAGCCAGCCUCAAACUCGUGGCAGCCCUCUUGCAUUUGCCUCCUGAAUUGGAGCUAGGAUUCAGCCUGCACCACCACGGCUGGCUUGUUUUCUCAUCUCUAAAAACAAAGUCUAAGCUAAAAGUUGUUUGCAGUCUAACAAAGGGGAAUGAGCUUUGUAAAACCAGAGGCCCCUCCCGCCCAGACAAAAUGGCCUUUCUCAGUAGUACUCCAGAGCCUGCUGUGACUUUGUGUACUGUGCUACAUUUUUUUUUAGUGAUCUUUUUAAAAACAUGUUCAAGAAAUGCUCUUUCUUAAAGUCGUCUCACUCCACAGUUCGCUGCUUUAAAGUGGCCAUGCUUUCCCCUACGCUGUGCUGACACUUAAAAUAAAUGCCAGCUUUAUGGAACCAUUCUGACUCAUGGCAGCUCCCUUUGAAAACUUACCAAUACUUCACCUAGCACGGGGGUCAGGGAGAGCUUGACAGUGGUCCCCGUGGCUCAGGGAGAUGCCGUGGCCACAGCUUUCACCCCAUUGCUAAUCAGGGUGUGAGCACCCUUUAUAUGCAAACUGGGUGGUGGUCUGUCUGGUUCCAGUGGGAGGUACCAUCUCUUCUCCUUUGAGAAAUGCCCCUGCAGUGUCUCCGUGGGUGGGGUGGGGUUGAGCUUUGACGAUUCCAGAGAAGAGGUCUCUGUUCUUCUGUGAGGGGCCAAGCGAGGGCUCCUGGGUCAGAGCUGUACUCACAGCAGAGGGUGUGCAGACAGGCCUUAGUGGGUGUGAGGUGCCCACGAUUGGGUGUUUAUUCUCUUUGGCUUCCUAAAUUGCCUCUUGGUUGCUCUUGCCGUCUCUGGAUAUCCAAGGAAAGUCUGUCUAGGUUUUGGCAAGGGUAGAAUUGUUUUCCUUUAUAGAGAGACACAGUUUUGUCAAGGAAGUGAAAACGGAUUCGAGAUUGGCAGAUGGACAGAAGCUUUAAAAAGGAAGAGCCCACAGCAAGCACUCUGACCCUGAGCCGAGAUCAUGGCUUACAGUCUUGAAAUGUGAACUGUGAUGUCUCCAUGCGGCUGAUGCAGGCCAUGGGCCGACAUCUACAGAGUGGCUCCUCCCUCGCUCUUGCUUAGCCUCCGAUCUGUAUAAGCCCUCCACCUUGGAGCCGGGAUUUUGAGUGGAGUCUGCCUAUUUUCCAGUGGAUACUAAGAAACUAUUAAACAGUGGGAAGCCUGGCUGUUUUAAGUACCGUCGCUUCCUUUUUGAUAUAGAUACAGACUUUGAAUACAAUGCAGUUUCCUCAGUAACAUUAGCUUUCGUAGCAGUUUAUACCAUAAGAUGUUCUGACUGGUUUGUACACUAGGUGGGUCAGCUAGUAGAAUUUAGGCAUUUAUACUUUUCCUGAGUUAUACUCCCAGAACCUCCUCAGAGUUGCAUGUAGAUAGCAUUUAUUUCUGCAUAUUUAAAAAAAAAAAAACCCAUUUAGGAAAUAUCUACAAAGAAGAAAUGAAAAAUAGUAAUUAUUUUUUCAUGAAGAUUUUGGUCCACACCUCAUUGAGUUGUAAUGGAUUCUCCAGUUUCUUGAGUUGGCAAUAAUCAACAUUUGGUUUGGAGAGCGAGCAUGAGAGAGCGUUUGUUAGUGAAACUCACAGACUUCUAAAAGUUCAUUGCUACAGUUAUCAAAGUGGGGGAAACUAAAAUUACCUUAUCAAGGAAAAAAUAUUAAGUCACAAGCCAUAUACAUUUAGCUCCCAAGCCAUAAUGCCGAACAGCUUUGGAGUAUCGUACAGAAAGCUCAUUACAAAAUGCUUGCGUUUUCUUUUCUCUGGAACAUCAACACCAGUGUAUUGCUGGCAGCUAUUGUAUUAAAAAAAUAAAUAUAUUUUCACUAUCAAA
This is a messenger RNA of Mus musculus (house mouse), 4065 nucleotides long. RefSeq names its product chloride intracellular channel 4 (gene Clic4). The record is from RefSeq and is marked provisional. The transcript is spliced from 6 exons. Lineage: Eukaryota; Metazoa; Chordata; Mammalia; Rodentia; Muridae. Gene Ontology annotation, cellular component: perinuclear region of cytoplasm; cytoplasmic vesicle membrane; apical part of cell. The coding region runs from base 172 to 933 and encodes 253 amino acids. Gene Ontology annotation, biological process: epidermal cell differentiation; chloride transmembrane transport; keratinocyte differentiation.